Messenger RNA from Plectropomus leopardus (leopard coralgrouper), 1408 nucleotides. Lineage: Eukaryota; Metazoa; Chordata; Actinopteri; Perciformes; Serranidae. The record is from RefSeq and is a predicted model, not a curated record.
UUUACUACUAUACUACUUACUACAUACUUACUUACUUAUUUCUACUCUCUAAAUCUCUAUGCUUGGCAUCAAAACAACUGUAACAAACCACAAUUUCCCUCGGGGAAUCAAUAAAAUAUAUCUGAUUUCUGGAUUCAUGUUAUAUGAUCUAAAUAAGGUCAAGAAUGAACUUUCUGUAACUGUUUGUGUGUGUGUGUGUGUGUGUGUGUGUGUGUGUGUGUUUUUUUUUUUUCCAGAAAUGGCCUCAAGCAGCAGCCUCUUAUCUGAGGAGCAGCUCCUCUGUCCCAUCUGCCUGGAUGUCUUCACUCGGCCAGUUUCCACUCCAUGUGGACACAACUUUUGCAUGUCCUGUAUCGCGUCUUACUGGGACGACAUACCUGUCAGCCAGUGUCCGGUCUGCAAGGAAAAAUUUAGGCUGAGACCGGACCUCAAGGUCAACACUUUCAUCUCAGAGCUUUCGUCACAAUUCAUGUCGCUUCAAGCGACAGACGCUCACAUCUGGAGUGUGGACCAACAGCCGGCUCGCCGUGGUGGAACCGUGCUGUGUGAUAUUUGCACCGACACCCAGCGAGAGGCUGUCAAGUCCUGUCUCGAGUGUCUGACUUCUUACUGCGACGUCCAUCUAGAACCUCAUCACAGAGCUGCCGGCCUGAAGAGACACACGCUGGUUGACCCGUUGGCGACUCUGGAGGACAGGAUCUGCAAGAAACACACCAGACUCCUCACACUGUUCUGUGUAGACGACGGGGUUUUGCUGUGUGACAUGUGCAACAGUUUGCGCCAUGUGAAGCAUAGCGUCACUUCUGUGGAGCGAGCGUUUAGAGAGAAAAAAUCUCUGCUGGGGAACGCUGAGACUAAAGUGCAGCAGAUGAUCCAGGAGAGGCUGCAGAAGAUCCGAGUCACGAAGGAGUCAGUGGAACAAAGCAGGACAGAAACCAAAGACGUGAUCGUAAAAAGCGUGCAGGACUUGACGGCGCUGAUCUCUGAGAUCCAGAAGAGCCAGGCGGAGCUCGUAAAGGUGAUCGAGGAGAAGCAGAAAGCAGCAGAAGAACAGGCAGAGGGGUUUAUUAGCAGCAUGGAGAGAGAGAUCACAGAGCUGCAGAAAACAACGAUGAAACUGACGGAGCUGAAACAGACUGAAGACCAGCUUCGUUUCCUCCAGAGUUUCCCGAACCGAUCCAUCCUGCCACACAUGAUGGACUUGUCCACGUUUGACUUUAACAGACAAGCAGCGAUAGACCACGUACGGACAUCUUUGAACAAAUCAGUGUCUCAGCUGCGAAUGUCAAUAAAUAAAAUGAACACAGAAAUACAAAAACUCUCUGACGGUACAGACGUGUCCAACGAUGCUACGCUGAGAUACGUGCAGCAGUAUGAAGUGGACGUAGUGCUCGACCCCGACACGGCU